Molecule: messenger RNA, 1560 nt
Organism: Thecamonas trahens ATCC 50062
Lineage: Eukaryota; Apusomonadida; Apusomonadidae
Product: heparanase 50 kDa subunit
Exons: 1
Coding region: 1-1560 (519 amino acids)
Cellular component (GO): membrane
Molecular function (GO): beta-glucuronidase activity
Source: RefSeq, a predicted model, not a curated record
AUGGCGACCGUUGUCGUCAUCACUCUUGCGCUUGUGCUGGCUCUGGGCUCUCUGGCGCAUGGGGCCGACGUGGCAGAGUUGGCGGCGGCAGCAAGUACGCAUGGCACGGUGGAGACAGCGACGGCUUUGACGGGGCUCUCGGACAAGUUUCUCUCUGUCUCGUUUGAUGUGGCCGAGGUGGCCGAGGUGUUCUUCUGGAACACGACCCACACUCCGAUUCCGUAUCAGAGUCCACGGCUGGUGGCCCUGGCUAAGGCUCUGACCCCGGCGACGCUGCGGGUUGGCGGGACGGCUGCUGAUUGGAUGUGGUAUGACGUGGAUGGGACUGUCCGUCCAGCACACGGCUACAAGUACACGCUCAACGCGAGCCAGUGGGACGCGCUCAACGCAUUUGCCCAUGUUGUUGGCUUUGAGCUCGUCUUUGGCAUCAACGCCGGCCCCGGCCCACGCGCCGCAGACGGAUCGUGGGUGCCGCACAACGCCCGGGCGCUGAUGGAGUACUCUGCGGCGCGCGGGUACAGCGUUUCUGGGUGGGAGUUUGCCAACGAGCCAAACCUGUUUGUGGUCAACGACAUGGGUCUUGUGCCGCCGACACGGUUUGCAGCCGAUAUGGCGUUGUUCGAGCCGCUUGUCCGCGAGGUGUACCCGGCGUCCAAAGUCAUCGCGCCCGACGUGGCGUACCAGCUUCCGAUCAUCGGGGAGGCGUAUCCCGAGUUUAUGCGUGACUUUGUCCGCGACACUGUGUUAGAGUACAAUGUGACUCUCGACGUUGUCACCUGGCACUGGUACCCGCUUGUCUCGUUCCGACUCCCGUUCCCGUCCAAGCUCGACCCAUGGCUGGCGACGGUAGCGCGUAUCAUGGCGCCGCAUACGCUCGACGCCAUGGACAAGCACAUGACCUCAGUCAGCAGCAUCAUUGCCUCGUACUCUCCAGACGCGGAGAUGUGGCUUGGCGAGACGGCGUCGGCGUCGUACGGCGGGCAGCCGAACGUGUCCAACGCAUUUGCCUCGGGCUUCUGGUACCUUGACGAGCUCGGCCAGAUCGCUGCUGCUGGCGGCAAGCGUGUUGUCCGCCAGACACUCACUGGUUCCGACUAUGGCCUGCUUGACUGGGUCACGCUUGCGCCGCGCCCAGACUACUGGACCGCGCUCCUGUUCAAGCGCCUGGUCGGCGAUGCCGUGCUUAGUGUCCAGCUCACCGACGGCCCGCGCGACGCCAGCGGAGACCUGCUCGUUCGCGCCUACGCGUACUGCGGGACUGAGCGUGACACUGUCGUUGUCACUGCCAUCAACCUGCAGCCGGCCACGCCGCUGGAGCUCACCCUCGACUUUGGCGCCACGCCGGCGGCCCGUGCUGACUACGUCCUCACUGCGCCGGGCGGCGACCUCGGCUCGACGUCGAUGCUGCUCAACGGCAAGUUGCUGGAGCUGAACCAAGCCGGGAGCCUGCCGGACCUGCCGCCACUGGCAGCAGUGGCGACGACGCCGCUUUCGCUGCCUCCGGCGUCGUACGGCUUCUUUGUCGUCACCAUCGACGUAGCAGCCUGUGGUACCCUCUAG